GACAGCUUGAGAUGAUUCAGAGGGAAAUAAAGACAUGAGAAUCAGAUGAUGUUCAACGGCCCUGCAGAUGGAGCUUCAUUCUCAAAGAACCUGGAGGACUUUGACUCCAUCCGCAGCGUUCUCCUCUACAGUGACUUGGAACCAGAGUGGCUGGAUGAAAUCCAGAAGAAUGGUGAGCUUUUCUACCUGGAGCUGAGUGAAGGGGAGGAGGACGCUGCGCUGAUCCAGGCCAACGCCUGUCACGGAGUUUCCACCAAUCAUGUCCGCUUCAGCGAAAAAGAAGCAGAAAUCAUCAUCGAGCAAAACAAGAAGCAGCGCUGCUGUUCACGCGUCAAAGGUGAGACAGCUCUGAAGAAGCUUGCCAGGAUACUGAGGAGAAAACGCAGACCUUCUCAGCGUAAAGGUGGCGGUGGAAAGGAUGGCAGCAAAGACAGUACUGCUCUGACCCCGCCGGCCUCCAUCCUGAAGAACCAGCCCAGCCAAAGACAGGGUGUCAGUGUUCAGCAGCAGCAGCAGCUGAAGGAAGUGUGUGUUUACCUCAACCCCAAACGUCUGGGAGGUUCUUCAUCAGCGCCCCUUUCUGACAGCGGAGGUCUUCUGGAAGCUUUGCUCGGGGUCAUUCAUCGUCCCUCAUGGACCAGAGGACAAGGAGCGUCCACUGUUCUCAGGCAAGAGGAGAGACUGACUGUUCAUGGAUUAAUACCCAACAGCCCUGCCAUCAAAUGUGGCCAGAUACUGAUAGGAGACGCGCUGGUCGCAGUGGACGACGUGGACGUAACUUCAGAGAACAUUGAGAGGGUUCUGUCCUGCAUCCCUGGACCCACACAGGUGAGGCUGACCUUGGAGACGGUGGCCCACGUGGACAACGGCAGUGCUGGUGACGCUCCGUCGGCCCGCAGGACCAAAUCCUCUCCUCCGGUCAGUCAGCUGGUGCGGCUGCUGUGGGGGGAGGACACAGCCGAACUCCAGAUGUCGAUCGGACACAUCCCUCAUGUGGUCAUGUACCUGUCACUGAAGCUGGACUCGACGUCAACACAGGAGGAGGAGGAGAUCUUGUACCAGUAUCCAGUCUCUGAUGCUUCAAUUCAGCUUAAAGCCGUCAGAGGAAUCUUCCUGACUCUGUGUGACAUGUUGGAGAAUGUGACAGGAGGGAGGAUCGUCAGUUCCUCUCUCCUCCUCGGGAAACAUCUGGUUCACGUCGGCUACUGGAAGGAAGGCAACAACCUGCUGGUCGUCGGGCUACCUGCGGAGAGAGUUCCUCUACUCUAUCUACAGACAGUGCUUGGAGACGUGGUGCGGACACUAAAAGUCAUGUACGGCUCGUUGGACAGGGCCUUCUGUAAGAGUGACAACACACCUAGACUGGACCAUUUCUUCUGCCUCUUCUUCCAGCAGCUUAUUCAGCCGUCUCGCCUGAGGGACGGGUCCUCGACCCCACCCACUGAUGUCUCAGUCACCCUUUUCCUGGAGGGGCUUCCGGCGGUCCGAUGGCUGACUCUGCCUCCAGAGAUCAAGGUGGAGGUGGACUCUGUUCUCUCUGAUUUUGAGUCAUCUGAUUUUGGUGAAAUGUCAGAAGACUUCUUCGGCCUGAGACGUCUCUACGUCAUUCUAGGAUCCUGUCUCUUCUACAAGUCCUACCUGAUCGCCAACCAUCUUCCUAAAGAGGAUCUCCUGGACGUGUGUCUGUACUGUCAGCACUACUGUCUGCUGCCGCUGGCGUCUGAGCAGCGUGUGGGGCAGCUGGUCAUCUGGAGGGAGGUGUUUCCUCAGCAGAGAGCUCACAGUGGCAGCAGCAGCAGGAGCAGGGCUGUGACAGGCUUCACUCCACCACAUGGACGACACUUUCUUCUAAUCGUGGGCCUGAGACAUUUCAUGCAGUGUGUGCUGUUAGAAGCAGGAGGCUGUUCUUCUCCAGCGCUGGCUUACCCAGGACCUGACUGUGUUUACGUCGACCAGGUGAAGGCCACUCUGCUGCAGUUGGAGGCGUUGGAGGCAGGUAUCGAGGAGCGUCUGAACGCUCCUCCUGCUCCCUGCCUCUCCUGUGCCGACUGGUUCCUCCCUGCAGCCACAGCCCGUGAUCGUUUGGACAGCGUGGCUUCCUCUUCCCCUGUUCUCAGUAAACUGUCUGGAACCGUGAAAGGCCCCUCGUCAGGAUCCAGGGGCCGCAGUCUGUUCGGGGAGAUGUCGCGGAGGUGCAGCCCUCAGAGGAGCUUAUCAGACAGUGGCAGUGAGGGACAGAUGGACGCUGGUUCAGGGUCCAGUUCCUCCACGGUUGCGGGCUUCAGUCCACAUUCUACCCCUGACUCGGCAAGGAAGCUAGAAAGGAGACGGGAUUCUCUGGGAUCUGGAGGGUCAGAUGGGAGCGGAGGCAGCGGAGGACUCUUCAAGACUCCCAGGAUGAAGCAUCCAAACCCAUUCUACCUGGGCACCUUAAAGAAAACGCUGACAGACAGGGAGACGGAGGAGAUGUACACCACCAUGAAACUGACCUCCGGCUCUGAGAACACCUUGUUUCACUACGUCCUGAUGGACGGUGUCCAGGGGAUCUUCAUCGCUCCCACUCACAGAGAGACAGCUCAGCUCAGCGGCUCCAUUCACCCUCAGCUCAUCAGGAACUUCCACCACUGCUGCCUGUCCAUCCGUGCUGCCUUCCAACAGAGCCUGCCUGCCAGGAGCCGUCGAGCAGCAGAGAGACCUCAGGGCGGAGGCUGGGGCCUGGGGCCCGUGAAGGAACACGGGGUCUUGUUUCAGUGCAAACCAGAGAACUGGACAGACCAGAGGAAACCAGCUCCAACCAUGACCUACUGGGUCAUAGGGAGGAUGUUGUUGGAGCCUAUCCCUCAGGAAUUCUACGUAUGUUUUCACGACUCUGUGGCUGAGGUUCCUGUAGAGAUGGCCUUCAGACUGUCCUUCGGUCUGGCCUUGUGAUCCGUGACUAGAGACGGGGCUGCAGAUUUUCUUUGGACUUCACUACUGGAGUAUCAAAUGUGUAUUUCUCAGGAAAAAAACUUAACCUCUGGCACUUACACAUGCCACUGACACAUUUAUUUGGAAUUG
This is a messenger RNA of Cynoglossus semilaevis (tongue sole), 3057 nucleotides long. RefSeq names its product inturned planar cell polarity protein (gene intu). The record is from RefSeq and is a predicted model, not a curated record. The transcript is spliced from 18 exons. NCBI's taxonomy places the organism in Eukaryota, Metazoa, Chordata, Actinopteri, Pleuronectiformes, Cynoglossidae. Gene Ontology annotation, biological process: cilium assembly; establishment of planar polarity; vesicle-mediated transport. Gene Ontology annotation, molecular function: protein binding. The coding region runs from base 46 to 2928 and encodes 960 amino acids. Gene Ontology annotation, cellular component: cilium; cytoplasm.